AUGAGGAGUGAUGAAUUUGAGCCGAGGACUGUCAGCCAGGCAUUGGAGGACGCACAGCUGAAAGGUACAGACAUCGAUUGCGUGGCCACUCUGGAGUUUUGGCACGAGAUUCUCGUUCCCCCAAAGACACCCAAGCAUUACCCCAACCCUCCCAAGUCAGUGGCAGUCCGGAUCGGCGCAACGGAUGCCAUUGAGAAGAACCAGCUGUAUGCCCACCCUAUGGGCGGCAACGGACCCCAAGAACUGAUCAACAUCAUGGGCGAAAAGAUCUCCACAGGCGAGAUUCGCUCUGCUGUUAUUUGUGGUGCUGAAGGCCUUGCUGCCUCUAGGAAAGGUCUUGCAGCCGGCAUGUCUCUGCCAGGGGUGGCUGAGAUGCGGCGAAAGCUGUCGUCCCGAGAGAAGAGCCAGACUCCAACGACGGGCAAGGAGCUCCCCUGGGGCGACGACCCAGGUGGCGAGCCACGUCGACUGAGGCCAGUGGAAAGCAUGUUGGCUUACACGACGAUGCGCAUGAUCCAGCACGGAUUGGCAGACCCCACGGUUUUCUAUGCACUUAUUGAGCAGGCCUACCGCAAGGAGUUGUAUCCACAUGUGCCGAGGGAGCAAUACCAGCGCGAGCUUGCGCGGCUGAUGUCAGAGUUUAGCCAAAUCGCCGCAGCAGAUCCGGACCACGCCUGGGAUGCGAAGGCCAGAAGUGUCGAGGAGAUCUCCACCGCAGGGCCUUCCAACCGGUAUGUCUCGUUUCCUUACACCCGUAUGAUGAACUCCUUCAUCGACGUGGACCAAAGUGCGGCUGUGAUCCUGAUGUCAUUGGGCGAGGCCCGUCGUCGCGGCGUCCCCGAGGAAAAGUUUGUUUACCUCCACGCGCAUGCGGAUGCGCACGAGGAACCCUACCGCGGACUGGAGCGUCCUUCCUUCACCGUGUCCCCUGCGCUUCGAGCAAUAAGAUGGAGGCUAGAGGAGACCCUGGGAGAGCCGCUGUCCAGUAUAAAGCACUGCGAGCUCUAUUCGUGCUUCCCAGUGGCUGUCCGCCAUGCAUCUCUGCAGCUGGGAGUACCCUUUGUGCAUGCAUCCGACGUGUGCAAGACGGGAGGUAUGCAAUUUCAUGGAGGUCCUGGCAAUAAUUUCAGCACCCACAGCAUUGCCUUGAUGGUGGAUAUCCUGCGAAAGGACCCUGGCUCCAAGGGGCUGGUCACGUCUAAUGGUGGCAUCUUCUCCAAACACUCUGCGGGAGUCUAUUCAACAGAGCCAUGUAACUGGAUGCCCCGACGAGCAGAGGAAGACCAGGAGCGGGCCAAGAAACUCUGCGAGGCCCUGUGCCCAGCGGUGAAACUCAACGAUGCGCCCUCCGGAGAGGCUACCGUGGACUUGUGGACUGUGGUCUUCGACAGCCGGAACAGCCCUCAGCGUGCGGUCAUCAUUGGGACGCUGAACGCAACGCAGGAGAGAUUCAUCGGGACUAGAGCCUCGUUUGCUCGAUUUGUGAAGGCUUUGUAA
Messenger RNA from Symbiodinium pilosum, 1497 nucleotides. The record is from the annotation of a GenBank genome assembly. Lineage: Eukaryota; Dinophyceae; Suessiales; Symbiodiniaceae.